Messenger RNA from Jatropha curcas, 1676 nucleotides. It is a transcript of the gene SQN, whose product is annotated as peptidyl-prolyl cis-trans isomerase / cyclophilin-40 (CYP40) / rotamase. Gene Ontology annotation, biological process: protein folding; protein peptidyl-prolyl isomerization. Gene Ontology annotation, molecular function: peptidyl-prolyl cis-trans isomerase activity; cyclosporin A binding; protein binding. Gene Ontology annotation, cellular component: cytoplasm. The record is from RefSeq and is a predicted model, not a curated record. Lineage: Eukaryota; Viridiplantae; Streptophyta; Magnoliopsida; Malpighiales; Euphorbiaceae.
UAGUACUUAUUUAUUAAGAGGGGAAGUUCUAGGGUUUUACUUCUGUUACAGAAAGAAGUCUCUAGAAGACUUAUACAUACAUAAAUACAGAAAGAAAGAGAAUCAGAGACCAGAGACAGAAAGAUGGGCAGGCCGAGGUGUUACUUGGACAUAAGCAUAGGAGGAGAGCUUGAAGGGAGAAUCGUGGUAGAGCUUUACAACGACGUCGUUCCUAAAACUGCUGAGAAUUUCAGAGCACUUUGUACUGGCGAGAAAGGCAUUGGCCCUAACACUGGUGUUCCACUCCAUUACAAGGGAUGUCCAUUUCAUCGAGUUAUCAAAGGUUUUAUGGUGCAAGGAGGAGACAUCUCUGCAGGAGAUGGUACCGGUGGUGAAUCGAUUUAUGGCUUGAAGUUUGAAGAUGAGAAUUUUGAAUUGAAACAUGAGAGGAAAGGCAUGUUAUCCAUGGCCAAUGCUGGUCCAAACACAAAUGGAUCACAGUUCUUCAUUACAACAACACGCACAUCUCAUUUGGAUGGAAAACAUGUUGUAUUUGGGAAGGUUGUUAAAGGAAUGGGAGUUGUUCGUUCAAUUGAGCAUGUCACAACUGGUGAUGGUGAUUAUCCUACUGUUGAUGUUGUAAUUGCGGAUUGUGGGGAGAUCCCUGAGGGGGCAGAUGAUGGGAUAUCUAAUUUUUUCAGGGAUGGUGACAUUUAUCCUGAUUGGCCAGCUGAUCUUAGUGAGAGUCCUGAUGAACUUUCCUGGUGGAUGGAUGGUGUGGAUUCGAUCAAGGCUUUUGGAAAUGACCACUAUAAGAAACAAGACUUUAAGAUGGCUCUUAGAAAAUAUCGCAAGGCUUUACGCUAUUUGGAUAUCUGCUGGGAGAAAGAUGGGAUUGAUGAAGAGAAGAGCUCAUCUCUAAGAAGGACAAAGUCACAGAUAUUCACUAACAGUGCUGCUUGUAAGUUAAAAUUGGGUGAUCUGAAAGGAGCAUUGUUGGACGCAGACUUUGCUAUGCGUGAAGGAGAUAAUAAUGUGAAAGCUUUGUUCCGCCAGGGGCAGGCACACAUGGCUCUUAAUGAUGUUGAUGCUGCUGUUGAAAGCUUCAAGAAGGCAUUGCAGUUGGAGCCAAAUGAUGCUGGAAUAAAAAAAGAGCUUGCCGCUGCUUGGAAGAAGAUUAAUGAUAGACGUGAUCUGGAAAGAAAGCAAUAUCAAAAAAUGUUCCAAUAACAUUUACAUGGCAACUGGCUGCUGAUUCCUUAAUUGAGCAAAGCUUCAGAUUCAUUGUGCUAUUUCAUAGGGGUUGGUGGACUCGACUGGUUCAGGCUUUUUUUUGUUACAAAACUCUGUUAUUCUGGAGUGAAUAUUCGGUUUUGUUUAGAGAGCAGGAUAAUCUUAGCAAAGGCAACUGUACAAAUCAGAGGCUUGAACCAAUUCUUAUUAUGUAAUUUCAAUUAGGGGGGUAGGUUUAGUAAGAGUUGAAACUGGUCAAUUGCCAUUUGAUGGACAUGAUCUUUUCAUGUUCAAGGAAACAUUGAAAAUAAAAUAGACGUUUUUUUGGAAUUUUACUGUUUCAUCUGUCAAGAAUAUUGCUUUUGAUGUUGUAUACUCAGUGGCUCAAACUGGCUACAAACUUUUAAUUUUGUCAAAUAUUAAAUCUGUUGGCGGCUAAUGUUCAGCCUUAUUGUUUCUUGUUC